CACCCAGAAAACAAUCUCGCUUCCUCAUUCAUCCUAAUUAUCUCGAAAUUUCUCUUGUGUGAAACAACCCAUCAACCUCGCUUCGUCAGGCUCACACGAAGAAGUUCAAAUUUCCAUCCAUCGAUCCCUAAAAAUGGGCCAUGGUGAAAAGGGCCGACCCAGCAAAAGGCACAAAUCAUCUUCCAAGGAUGAGCACAAGAACCCGGUUGUUGAAGAUGAAGAUGCGUAUUAUGGUGAAGAGUUCGAAGAUGAUUAUCGAGAUGGCGAGAAAGAAGGGAAGAAGAGAGAUUUCACCAAGUUAGAGCUGAAGGUCGAUCAUUCCAAUAGACCAUUAUGGGCCUGCGCUGAUGGCCGAAUCUUUCUUGAAACUUUCUCGCCUUUGUACAAACAAGCCUAUGAUUUUCUCAUUGCCAUAGCCGAACCAGUUUGCAGGCCUGAGUCCAUGCACGAAUACAAUUUGACCCCACACUCAUUGUAUGCGGCAGUGUCGGUUGGUCUUGAAACAGAAACAAUUAUAGCUGUUUUGAGUAAAUUGUCAAAGACCAAACUCCCCAAGGAGAUGAUUGAUUUUAUACAUGCUUCCACUGCUAAUUACGGCAAAGUAAAGCUCGUGCUUAAAAAAAAUCGAUACUUUGUCGAGUCCCCAUUCCCAGAGGUGUUGAAGACAUUGCUUCGGGAUGAAGUGAUAUCUCGUUCUAGGAUUUCUCACGAGGGUUCAAAUGGAAAUGACGGAUUUACAAUCAGCAAAACAGUUGGUGAAAUCGAAGGUCGCCAUGAUGAGUUAAUAAAUGAAGCAGAAUUGGCAGCUGCAGCUGAAGAAAAAGAAACCCAUUCUUUUGAGGUUGACCCUGCUCAGGUUGAAAAUGUGAAGCAACGGUGCUUGCCCAAUGCUUUAAAUUAUCCCAUGUUGGAGGAGUAUGACUUCAGGAACGAUACUGUCAACCCUGAUCUUGAUAUGGAACUGAAGCCACAAGCACAGCCACGUCCUUAUCAGGAAAAGAGUCUUAGUAAAAUGUUUGGGAAUGGUAGAGCAAGAUCUGGUAUUAUUGUACUACCAUGUGGUGCAGGAAAGUCCUUAGUUGGUGUUUCUGCAGCCUGCCGAAUACGUAAGAGCUGCCUUUGUUUAGCAACAAAUGCUGUUUCUGUGGAUCAGUGGGCCUUUCAGUUCAAGCUGUGGUCUACCAUACGAGAUGAACAGAUAUGUCGGUUCACAUCUGAUAGUAAGGAAAGGUUCCGGGGUAAUGCUGGGGUGGUUGUGACAACAUAUAACAUGGUUGCUUUUGGUGGCAAGCGGUCUGAAGAGUCUGAGAAGAUUAUUGAAGAAAUAAGAAAUAGAGAAUGGGGAUUGCUUCUCAUGGAUGAGGUGCAUGUGGUUCCUGCUCACAUGUUUCGGAAGGUCAUCAGCAUCACUAAAUCUCACUGCAAACUUGGGCUUACUGCUACACUUGUCAGAGAGGAUGAGAGGAUUACAGAUUUGAACUUCCUGAUUGGUCCCAAGCUCUAUGAAGCAAACUGGUUGGAUUUAGUUAAAGGAGGAUUUAUUGCAAAUGUACAGUGUGCUGAAGUAUGGUGUCCAAUGACAAAGGAGUUUUUUGCUGAAUAUUUAAAGAAAGAAAAUUCCAAGAAAAAGCAGGCACUUUAUGUGAUGAACCCUAAUAAGUUUAGGGCUUGUGAGUUUUUAAUACGGUUCCAUGAGCAGCAGCGUGGUGACAAGAUAAUUGUUUUUGCUGACAAUCUUUUUGCACUCACAGAGUAUGCAAUGAAGCUUCGGAAACCUAUGAUCUAUGGUGCCACCAGCCACGUUGAAAGAACAAAAAUUCUUGAGGCUUUCAAAACUCACAAGGAUGUGAACACUAUUUUUCUUUCAAAGGUGGGAGAUAAUUCAAUUGAUAUUCCUGAAGCAAAUGUGAUUAUUCAAAUUUCUUCCCAUGCUGGUUCAAGACGUCAAGAAGCCCAGCGAUUGGGUCGUAUUCUUAGGGCAAAGGGUCGACUUCAGGAUAGGUUGGCUGGAGGUAAAGAGGAGUACAAUGCAUUUUUCUAUUCCCUCGUAUCUACAGAUACACAGGAGAUGUACUACUCAACAAAAAGGCAGCAGUUCUUGAUUGAUCAAGGUUAUAGCUUUAAGAUAAUAACAAGCUUGCCUCCGCCUGAUUCUGGCGCUGAUCUGAGCUACCACCGCCUGGAUGAGCAACUGGCACUUCUUGGAAAGGUAUUAAGUGCAGGUGAUGAUGCAGUUGGUCUAGAGCAAUUAGAUGAAGAUGCAGAUGACAUAGCACUCCAAAAAGCUCGUCGAUCUGUGGGAUCCAUGAGUGCCAUGUCUGGUGCUAGUGGGAUGGUUUACAUGGAAUACAAUACUGGACGCAACAAACAUGGUGGGCAGGGCCAGAUCAAGGGUAAGCCCAAGGAUCCAUCCAAGAGACAUCAUUUAUUCAAGAGACGCUUUGGCUGAGAGAAAUAUGACUAAAGAACCAUCCACAAUGAUGGGCUUCCUUUUAAUAAUAAUAUAUGAUGCCAAGAUGAGUAGGCUUUUUGUAUAUUUCUCAAAACAGAGUGCCUGUGUUGAGUCUACCACCCCUUGAAACAAACAGAUCACCAGAGAACCACGAAUCCAGUGCUCCUUAAGAAGAGAGGUGCUGCAUGGGAAACUGGUUUUAUAUAAAUUUUGUUUUGAUUGGAAUUGCAUUGUUUUGCUGA
This is a messenger RNA of Vitis riparia (riverbank grape), 2694 nucleotides long. RefSeq names its product general transcription and DNA repair factor IIH helicase subunit XPB1. Gene Ontology annotation, molecular function: 3'-5' DNA helicase activity; hydrolase activity; DNA binding. The transcript is spliced from 20 exons. Bases 134 to 2449 code for a protein of 771 amino acids. Gene Ontology annotation, cellular component: nucleotide-excision repair factor 3 complex; transcription factor TFIIH holo complex; transcription preinitiation complex. The record is from RefSeq and is a predicted model, not a curated record. Lineage: Eukaryota; Viridiplantae; Streptophyta; Magnoliopsida; Vitales; Vitaceae. Gene Ontology annotation, biological process: transcription initiation at RNA polymerase II promoter; nucleotide-excision repair.